GUUUUCAUCUCAUUUUCUCUAUUAAUUUUGCGAUGGUUUUCACGGAUAAAUUACCUGGAAGUUUUCGCGUUGCAACGGUCCUUGUUGUAAUCUCUGUUAGCCAUAUUUAAUGUUUUUUUUUCAUGGCAUAAAAGCAAGUAUCAAAAUUAUAUUAUAACUAGUAGUCAAAGUUCUUUUUGCAAAAAUUCAUAAGGGGAACAGAAUAUUAAGUAGAUUUUAAAAAGCUAAAUUCAGGAAAGUGUUUCGAACUAAAAAUUAUUUCGUUUUAGUGAAAGUGUUGAUUUGUUGAUAACAGCUUUACAGUGGCUGCUGUGGUGAUGGAGCAUUGUGCUAAUUGCGAAGCAACGAUCCUGGCACUCAUAAGGUUUAUUUGAGAAACUUUCUUUAAAAAUUCGUGAUACUAUAAAAAUUAGUCGCUGAAGGGGUCGCAGAAUUGAAUGGCCAGAUAUUAUAAGACAAAUUAUUACAAAUUGUUUUGUUUUCAGGUAAAUGCUCGAUGUAUGCACUUCACAUUUACGUCUGCUGAAUGUGAGAAUAGUGAAAAGAAAACUUUUUCAUUGUGUUUUGGCGAAGAAUGGUGGGCCUUGUUGAAUCGAAUUUCUAAAUAUGAUACCCUACAUCGAAAUUUGAGCUAAGUCUUUGCUCAUUUUCAGUUUAAGUCAAUAGAACGACGCAAGAUUGAAGAAAAAGUAACAGAAAACGAAACGGAUAAGAAAGAGAACAUGAGCCUGUCGCCAAACAACAGUCUUUCUGUGAACAGUGCGCGCGGAAUCGACACUGCGAAAAAAGUGCCACUUGGACCUGGUCGAUCGCUCAUGGAUUGGAUCAGAAACGCACCUAAGCGUACUCCUAGAGCGACUGAAAUCACAGAAGAGGAAUUGGCCAAUCACAACUCAGAGAAAGACUGUUGGCUCGCAGUCAGAGAUGUAGUGUAUGACGUCACAGCAUACAUAGCCUAUCACCCUGGAGGUCGCGACCAGAUCAUGAGAGGCGCUGGAAUAGACGCUACUGCAUUAUUUAACAAGUACCACCCAUGGGUGAACGUAGAAAACAUGCUGAAAACGUGCAUCGUCGGCAAGUUAUCAUUUAUGAAGUCAUCAUUUAAAAUGCCAUUUGCAAUGAAUUCUCUCACGGCAACUUCAAGUUUACCACGGGAAGCUUUUUCUAAACCUUUUUUUGACUGGAUGCAGGAUGACAAAUUUGUUCGGUUAUUCGUCACAAUUAAUCAGCAGGAUGUUGUGAUUCGCAAAGAGCACGUUACGUUGCUGCACGAGGAAGAAACAAACGAACUUCACGUUUAUGUUUUCAUCGAACAAAAUUGUUACUCCUUGGGGUACAAGUUAUCUAGUCCGGUCAAAUCUAUAAGCUUCGAUUUGGAGAAGAACAAAAACGUCAAAAUAAAUCUAGAAAAGGUUGAAUCAACAAGCUGGAAGAAUGUCGGUAGUGCACUGAAAGACAAUAAAUCGUUUCAUAAAACUGAACUAGUUCAGAACAGGAAAUUUCCAGUGUAUUUGACCGAAAAAGUCCAAAUUAACCACGAUUGUUAUCUGUUCACAUUCCAACACAGUCCAAAAAGCAUUGCGAGGAUUCCGAUAGGCAGGCACGUACACAUCUUACUGCCGAACAACCAAUCAUUGAUAAGGCCCUACACACCGGUGCCCAAAUCAGUCGCAUCAAAAGCGGGUCAAGAUGGUAAAGAAACAACAUUUUUAGUGAAGAUAUACAAAGAUGGAAUGUUUACUCCUAGUCUAGAAAGUCUGAGUAUCGGAGACAAGGUUCUCAUGAGUUUGCCAGAAGGACUGUUUGACCUGAGUGUUGUGAACGACGCCGUGACAAUCACUCUAUUUGCAGCCGGAACUGGAAUCACGCCAAUGCUGGGAAUCAUACACUAUUGCAUGUUCGAACAGUUCCUAGAACUCAGAACAGUUAAGCUAAUAUUCUUCAACAAAACCGAGGAAGAUAUCGUUCUGAGAAGAGAAAUGCAAUCCUUAGCUCUCAAGUUCCCUCGCAACUUUAGUAUCACAAAUGUUCUCUCUAACCCGCCAUCGACCUGGGAAGGAGAGUCCGGCAGGAUAUCUGAUUCUUUGGUGAAGCAAGUCGCUCCAGAAAUUGCAGCCGACAAUGAUAGUUUAGAGCGCAAUGAGGUUCUGUAUGGCGUAUGUGGACCAAAAGCUUUCACUGACCUAGCUGUAGAGAUUUUAAAGAAAUUAAAUGUUCCUAGUAGUAGUGUAUUUCCUUUUAGAGGAUAAAUCUAGUCAUACUUAUAAUAAAGUUUUUGAAACCAUCUAUAUCUAUUUAUCUAUAUCUAUCUAUACUAUAUUUAAAUGCGUGUGACACAUAUCUUGCCACGUUUAAGCGUUUUUUGCAACAGUUAAGGGCAUAACGUAUCUAUGCGUUGUUAAGCUAUAUCGUAUCUAUGCGUGGUUAAGCUAUAUCGUAUAUUGCAAUGCUAAAGAUUUUUUUCGAUUUUACAAUUUGAAUCUAGUGUUUGUUCCACCGAGUUAAAAGUUAGCAGCACAAUUGUGGGGUGCUGUCAGAGUUCCCUCAGGGGUUGCAAACUUGGUCUUCAAUAAUGAAUGCCCAAAUCCUUUUAGUGUACGAGAUACGACCAUUUUUGUGAUUUUAUCAAAACGUUUCGGAAAACUCAAUUUAGAAAACUUCAAAUUCCCAACCCUGUAUUUGGGUGCUGUCAGAGUACUCUCAAGGAUUGUGAAUCUUGCCUCCAAAUAUGACUGCUCAAAACCCUGAAGUUUUCGAGAUCUGACGUUUUUUUUUUUGAUUUUUUCAAAGAAUUUUCAGAAAAUUUAGUUUAAUUUUUUUCUUCAAAUUUUGAAAUUUCCUUCCUAAUAAUGGCGGGGCUCCAAGAAUAUUCUCACGGGCUGCGAAUCUUGCCUCGAAAUAUGACUGCUCAAUUUUAAGUAAUUUUUGAGAGAUGACAUUUUUUGCGAUUUUUCAAAAAUGUUCAGAAAACUUUCAAUUGUUUUUUCAAUUUUUGUUGGGUUUUGUCAGCGUACUCGAGGGGGUUGCGAAUCUCGCCCCCACAUUUGAUUUCUCAAGUCUGUGUUAUUUUAGAAACAUGACGUUUUUUUAUAAUUUUUUACUCAUAAAUUUGAAAUUCCUCAUCCUGUAGUUGGGUACCGCGAGAAAUUUUGCAUCCAAAUGCGACUGCUCAAAUGCUUUUAGUGUCAAAGAUGUGACGUUGUUUUAAUGUCAAUUUAAAUUUUUUUGAAGAAUUUGGAUAAAAAAACUUCGGCAAAAUUUGAAAUUACGAACCCUGUUAUUGCGAGCUGUCAGAGUACUCUCAAAGGUUGCAGAUCUUUUUCUUAAGAUAUGCAGUUUUUUUUAAGAGUUCUCAAAAAUUCGAAGUUCCGGAGGUGCGUUAAAGGCUAGUUUUAUUGAAAUCUAUGGGCUCCUUGAUACAUGAACCACAACUUGAAAUUGAAUUAAUCACUAGGCGAUGUCAUAACCUGGGCUUAGAUAGAACACAUUCUUUUUUGAGGUCAUAAUGAACCUUGGGGAACCUU
Symsagittifera roscoffensis is the source of this 3524-nucleotide messenger RNA. Its product is annotated as cytochrome b5 reductase 4-like. Gene Ontology annotation, molecular function: oxidoreductase activity; heme binding; FAD binding. The transcript has a single exon. NCBI's taxonomy places the organism in Eukaryota, Metazoa, Xenacoelomorpha, Acoela, Convolutidae. The coding region runs from base 723 to 2249 and encodes 508 amino acids. The record is from RefSeq and is a predicted model, not a curated record.